Molecule: messenger RNA, 1762 nt
Organism: Linum tenue
Lineage: Eukaryota; Viridiplantae; Streptophyta; Magnoliopsida; Malpighiales; Linaceae
Source: the annotation of a GenBank genome assembly
UGUAAUUUUGAAGUGGUCGUUAACUCAAAUUUAAUCCCCAGAGUUUUGAAUUUCCUACUCGCUCGCAGUCGCAGCAGAGGCGGCGACGGCUGGCCGGAGCUUCCAGUGACACGAAGGCAAAGCGUUUAGGGUUCCGAUCCAAUGGUGAAGGCGCUGCAAGGAGGAGUGGGGAGCCAGAAUCUGCCGGCGGAUGUGGCUCAGGUGAUCGAUCAGUUGGAGCGCCACUGCUUGGCUCCCGAUGGAUCUCUCGUCUCCAAAUCCGCCUACUAUGACCUUCAACUCGCGAGAGAAGAGAUGGCGAGAGAAAGAUUGCGUUACUUGGAAUCUAUGGCAAUUUACUGCGAAGCAUCUGCUAUGGUGGAAGAGUAUCAGCAGGCUGUGUCCAGCCUUGGUUUUGGAGGCAUUCGAGACGUCCUAUAUCCACAGCUUAGCUUGAAGAGCCAUUCCCAGGUUUAUGAGACACUAGAACAUCGAUUGGUUGUUGCAGAAGCAGCUCAGAAACUAAGGCUUCCUCUUAUAUCAAAAGAUGGUGAGGUUCAUGAGGAAGAAAUUGAAAAAUGGAGUGUGAUGUCACGAAGCUCCCUAGACAGUACCGGUACCAGUGCCACAAUCAGCUCAAGCUCUAAUUCACUUUAUUAUCCAAAUAGUACCACAAACAGCGCAGGUGCAAUGGGCAGUGGCUUUUCUCCAAGUGUUGGUGAUGCAUUGGAUCCUGGAGUUGGUGGCUUAGCCAAUCAGUAUCUUGGCAUCACCCCAGCUUAUCUAUGGCAAACUCAGCUCCAACAAAUGCCAUUAAUGAUGGACAUGACUGAAUUCCAGAUGUCUUUGUCCUGUGAGAUUGAGACCCGUUUGAAGGACAAAUGUGAUAAGUUAGCUGAUGCUUUUGUUGAUGAUAUUGAUUCUGCAUCUGCUGUUCAAAAUUCAACAGCCUGGCUUCCAGAGAGGGUGAAGUUGAUAACUGAGGAAAUUGAAAGGGAAGAAGGAGCUCUGAGGGAGGACCUCUAUUCCGUUGAUAGAAAAUUUGCUGAAUAUUACAAUGUCUUAGAGCAGAUCCUUGGGGUGCUCAUUAAUCUUGUCAAAGAUUUGAAGUUGCAACACCAACACAAAUAUGAUGAACUACAAACAACUUGGUUGUGCAAGAGGUGUGAGACAAUGGACGCAAAGCUAAGGGUUCUGGAGCAUGUUCUACUACUGGAGACUUACACUCAGGAGUCAAUACCAGCGCUCCACAAAAUAAGGAAAUAUCUUAUCGAGGCUACCGAGGAGGCUUCCCUUGCAUAUAAUAAAGCGGCCACACGCCUUCACGAGUACCUGGGCGUCGACCCCCAAUUUGACACGAUUGCAAGACAAUACCAGGAGAUAGUCAGGAAAUUGGAGAAUUUGCAAUGGACAAUCCAUGAAGUUGAGAAGGACGUGAAGCAGAGCAAGUAGAUCCGCCAUCGCUCCUGUGCUCGUGCUGUGUUGUUAUUGUGCAGUUCUUGGUUGUCUCAAUACUCAAUGGUGUUGUUCCCGCAACAGCUCUUGCUGUCUCCACUUCAGUUUAUUUUUGGUCUUCUUCUUGUGUUUGAACUUUGAACUUUGGUGUUUGUAUAUAGUAAAACGCGUGGAGAACUGGAGAGUUCUUUUUUGUAGGCUAUAACUGGAGAGUUCAGAGUUGCCCGUCCUGGCAUAUUUCGCCUCGUAUUGAAGGAUUGUGAAACCAUAGUACUAUAUCGAAGAUUAUACAGAAAAAAAGUAAUGAUAAGGUAGUUUUUAUUAAAUC